Messenger RNA from Orcinus orca (killer whale), 2307 nucleotides. It is a transcript of the gene GARIN5B, whose product is annotated as golgi associated RAB2 interactor family member 5B. Lineage: Eukaryota; Metazoa; Chordata; Mammalia; Artiodactyla; Delphinidae. Gene Ontology annotation, cellular component: nucleus. The record is from RefSeq and is a predicted model, not a curated record.
AUGGCCAUUUUGAACCGGCUCUGGAACAUCAGGCGUUGGGAGCCACUCCAGGGCCCCCUGAAGUGGGUCCCCACCCUGGGCGAGCUGCAGAAGACCCUCCAGAAGGGCGAGUACUUGCCCCUCCGCCCGCUGCCCAUGUUCGAGAGUAACUUUGUCCAGGUGACCAGUCGAGGGGCCCCAGUGUAUGUGCACCACAGAACCAACCGAGUGACCAUGGGUGUGGCUGCCUCCCUGCCAGGCCUGGUGUUGCCAGACAUCCUGCUGAUGGCCCAGCCCCCCCGCGGCAGGGAGCGCUCCAGCCUCGUCCUCACCAGGAUGAUCCCGCUGGACCUGGCCCACCUCUACGUCCACGACCUGUCUGCCUGGCACCUGAAGCUGCGCCUGGUCAUGGGCCGCCGCUAUUACCUGGAGCUGGACGCCCCUGACAAUGAGGUCAGCUUCCUGUUUGACUGCUGGAUCCGCCUCAUCAACCUGCUCCAGCAGCCCGCCACCUCCUGGGCCCCCAGGACCCUCCACACGCCCCCCAUGGACCCGGGCCACGUGGCAUCUCCAGGGGGAGAGAACAGGGGCUGGAUACCUGGGUCUGAGGAGGGAGGGGCUGGGGCCUGGGUCUGGGCAUCUCCACUGGCCUUGACCAUCCUUCCCCUCCCCUCCAUCUACCUACAGGGGUGCUCUGAUUCUGAGGGGGCCACAUGCCUGGCAGGUUUACUUGAGACCCCUUCACUCUGUAUCUCAGAGGACAGCCCUGAAAUGCCCUUGCUGGGCUCCUGUGAUCACUUGCAUAUGUACCCGUGGCAACAGAACAUGGACGACCUGAUGGACCCGGAGGCCAGCACGUUGUCCAGGUCCUCCCUCUGCCCAGCCGCCUACCCUCCUGACUUCCGCAGGUGCAACGAACAGGCCAGGCCUCUGGACUCCGUGCAGAGACUGUGGCCGCCGCCCUCCCAGAAGCCCCCAGCCAUCCCUGCUGCCUCUUGUAAGGCUCCAUUCAUCCUUGACCAGUCCCAGAAGUUCUUGGCUGUACCUGCUCCAUCCCGGAAAGCGCCAGCUUUUCCUGCUGCUCCCCAGGAGGCCCCAGCCACACCUGCCCCAUCUCAGAAGGCCACACAUGUAUUGGCUACUCCCCACAAGGCCCCAGCCAUGCCUGCCCCAUCUCAGAAGGCCGCGUAUACACUUGCUGUUCCCCCGAAGGCUGUGUCCCCCCCUGCUCCAAACAGGAAAUCUGUGUUCCUACCUACCCUGUCCCAUAAGGCUCUGACCUUACCUACCCAAUACCAAAUGACAUUGGACCCUGCCACCACUGGCGUGUUGCCUGCGGGAAGUCACGGAGGAGAUGUGCUUGAGAAAAGCAAGCCUGAAGGGAAGCCAGAGCUGGUGUUGAUGGGCACCCAGGAGACAAACAUAGUAGAGGUGAGGACUCAGAAAACAUCCCUGGAGCUGCCUUUCACCACCACCGAGAAGGAGUCGGAGGAAGUCCUGGUCAGCAGAGCCCAGGAUGUCACCGCGGAUGGCUUGAAGGGCAAGGGCAAGUUGGAGGACAAAGUCCGCAGGAUGAAGGAGGAGAUCUCUCUGGACAUGCUGGGCUUCAAAUCCAAGGAGGUGGGGCAGCAGCAGAAGUGGAUCAAGACCCAGGAGCUGGCCAUCGAGGAAGCCCCACAGGGGCAGACCGGGCCCUUCUCAGUGGAAGGGCUCACCCGUGCCAAGCUGAUGAUCACUGCCAGUUCCAAGGAUCCCUCCUUGAGAUCAGCUCUGUUCAAUCUGCCCUCCUGGCUCUCAACCCAGCAGGGGUCUGCCAUGCCAACUAUGGACACGGUACCCCUCAGCACCACCAAGGUGUCCUUGCUGGAGGAGAUGCCGGUGGUGGUCAGGGAGCAGCCACAGUUGGGGGCCUGGGCGACGGGGAACACGCAUCCAUGGGUGGAGGUGGAGGAGGUGCCCCGGGACCCAAAGGGGCCUUCCAAAGCGUCCCCCUUCCCCAAGCGUGCCACCAGCAGCCCCAAGAUGAAUGCUGCCUCCCUGACUCCCAUCUCUCUGCCCUCAGCGAGGUGGGAGGACAUAACGGAGUCUCCUACCUCUCUGACCCCUGUCUCAAAGAUGGAGGCCAGGGUCUCCCAACAGCCCAGGAGAGUAUCUCAAGAGCCCAAGAGGGUGCCGGACCAGUGCCCCAUGGCCACAGUGGGGUCGUCUUUGGAGAUUCUCUUGCCCACUCUCUUGGAAAUUGAGAGUAUGAAGGACAUGGCCUCCAAGGUGGAGAAGAUAAAGGAGGAAGUGGGCAUCUUUGCUCCUUCGCCCAGGUAUUUGGGGUGA